AUGGUGCCUACUGCAACAUUCGCGGCGUAUUGUCUGUACAAUUGGCUUCUCAGAGAUGCAAACACUACUAUGCGACUAGAAACCCUUUCCAAGGACGUUGAUUUUACGGGGCUUGCCGAAGAAUCAUGGUUCUUCGGCAUCUUUGCGGCAAUCGAGUGGAUUGAUGCUCGAUUUCUCCAUGACACUAUGCCGUUUUUCGAUCGCAUACAGCAGCUGUCAGUCUUGGAAUUCCUCCACUCUACCAAACUACUCACCGAUUAUAUUCGGGAGAUACAGGCUAUGCUGCUUCGAAUGCGGGAGGGAUGUGAUCCAGAAAUCGUCUACUGA
Molecule: messenger RNA, 327 nt
Organism: Bipolaris victoriae FI3
Lineage: Eukaryota; Fungi; Ascomycota; Dothideomycetes; Pleosporales; Pleosporaceae
Exons: 1
Coding region: 1-327 (108 amino acids)
Molecular function (GO): heme binding; metal ion binding
Source: RefSeq, a predicted model, not a curated record